Molecule: messenger RNA, 1923 nt
Organism: Metarhizium album ARSEF 1941
Lineage: Eukaryota; Fungi; Ascomycota; Sordariomycetes; Hypocreales; Clavicipitaceae
Product: RING-finger domain containing protein
Exons: 4
Coding region: 1-1923 (640 amino acids)
Biological process (GO): protein ubiquitination
Cellular component (GO): cytoplasm
Molecular function (GO): ubiquitin protein ligase activity
Source: RefSeq, a predicted model, not a curated record
AUGGAUCAGAUGAACCUCCUCCCAAGCAAUGCACAGAGAUAUGAAUCCUCCAGAGACUUGCUGCACGCGGCAUCGAACCACUGGAUAGCUCAUUCUCACGGCUCACCUGCAUCGUCAUGGCCCUCUCAGCCGUUGCCUCUCGGUUCUUUCUACUUUGCGCAACACCAAGCUUUCCAAAGGCCUUCAAUGGACGGCCUAGGUCCUGCGCAUCCGAUGCAUUCUGGUCAGCAUGGCACGUUGCCUCCUCCAGACCGAAGUGUAAGUGUGCGCGGCAUGCAGACUCCAGAAUCUUAUCCUCGGUUACCCGCAGCGGCAGUUUACUGGAGUUCAACAAUGCAGCCGGCGCCCGUGAGCAGCUCAGGGGCAACCAUUAGCUCUGUCCCGAGCCCUUUUGGGAACAUGAAUACAAGUGCAAGAGAUUUGGCACUGCGGCCACCUGCUGCGACGGAUUGGGCACCACCCGUUGGUGCGACCUCGGGGACGCAUUCCGUGACUUUUCCCCAAAUCUCAUCUUCUGAAGGGUUGCCAAAUGCCCCCAGUCAUCAAGUCAGUCCUUCAACGGCGGCUUCCCAUUUCCCUUUAUCCCCGGAUUCUCCUCGUCGCCAAGGACAAACCUCGUCGCCUACUCCCUACCGAUCGCACCGAUCACAAACUGCCACCGCCGUUCUCAGCUAUCGCGACAACAGUAGUCUUUUGGCCCCGUCGUCCGACCGUCGCCGGCAAGCGCAUCCUCGAGCACGACGGUCUAUGGCGUCACGGCAAACCAGCUCUGACCUUGGACGUUCACAAGAUGACGCCGCCCAAACUCCGCAGGUACUGGGUGACGACCCAACUUCAAGAUCGAGUCGUCGAGGAAGUCAUGUGAUAAGCGCUUCACAGGUGGAGGAUGUCAUGGCGCGGCAAAUGCAGAUGUAUCGCGGUACAGUGCAAACUAAAAUGGUUGCAUCCAAAGCCGCCCUACAAUCGCUGGAAUGUGUCGAGGCUUCUGCGCUCCCGGAAUCUGAAAGAACCUGUGUGAUAUGUUACAACGAGUACGGGGUGGCCAGUCCUGAGGGGAUAAACGAAGCCCCUAUCAGGUUGCCUCAAUGCAAACACAUCUUUGGAGAUCACUGUAUCAAGAAAUGGCUCGAGGACUCAGAUAGCUGCCCGUAUUGCCGGAGCAAGCUGCAGUCCGAGCCGAAGCUGUCAUUUGGAUCUGCACGAACGUUUAUGCACAUGAUGAGACUUCGAGGAUUGCCACUCCCCACUGGCAUUUCUGAAGAGAUGAUUGCCAGGGUUGUAAGCAGGCCGGUCGGGGAGCUAGAGCUCCAGGAACUGCUGAUGCGUUCCCACCGUCCAGCGGACAGGCGGUCUCCUCCAGACGAUGCCUCCGGGCACGACCACCGCCGCACACGUCAACGCCUCAGUAGUUCGGUUGUGAUGAGUGAAAGUCAUGUCGAAGAGUUGUCGACAUCGCAGCCACACAUGCCACUGGACGGCUUGCCAUCCGAGCCGUCAUCACAACCACCGGGCGGCCAUGGAAGUUUGAACGAGAACAUGUGGGUUUCCAUUUCGACGCCGGGUGCCUAUGUACCCUCUGAGCCAUUUCAUGGUCAGCCGCCACCCAGAGCCGGUUGGACAGAAGGACUUGAGCAUACUUCAGGCGCCAGUGUGAGACGAGGGACCGCCUCCGAGCCUCCUACCUCGAGACCGACGAGACCUCAAAUAGUCGACCCCCCCGGGACGGUGAUUGCGAAUGGAUCAUCGAUCCCACCACCAACGAUUCUGAACCCUCUGCAGAGGUCAAUAAAUCAGCAGCGUACAGGCACCAGCCUGUCCGGUAGUGCAGCAGCUCCCCAGUCUAGCAGCGCGCCCACGGCAAACUCUUCGUCCGCCGAGGCAGAGCUGUCCCCGCUUCGGCCAUCCAGGAAUCGACCAUGGUAA